AGUAGUGCUCCGAUCAUGGCGCCCGCUAUGACGCUCGUUUGACGUACCGGUUUUUUAAGCUGUCGCUUCAGUAGAGGUAUUCAUCGGCCGACGAGGAUCCUACCGCGGCACCGAGUCACAUGAGAAUUUGCCCCGGUUUAUUGUAGGCGCCGCCGUCAACGUCGCGAAUUUCGUCGUCGUGGCCGUUGUUAUUAUUAUGAUUGUGAUUCCUGCGCCUGCGGUGAAUUCCGAGUUGUGAUCGAGCUAUGCUGCUGUUAACAAGAACGAAAGGCCCCCUUCUGUGAACGUUGUGAUUUUCUCCUAAACGAGUGUAGCCAGUUCAUCGGUGGUUAUUUUUCUUGGAGUUUUCUUGUGUAUAUGGUACUUCAUAGACUUGAUAUGUACGAACUGCUACGAUCCGUCUCGUGAUCGCCACCGUUUGAAGUAACAGUGGCAUAGUUGCGUAGUGCGACACAAAUGAGCCGGAAGCUCCUGACGGGGCAGCAGGGAAUAGGCGCCCUGUUGCUGUGACGUUCGUCGACUUCAUUGCAAGUCGACGGUGUGUAUAUCUGUAUGCAUUAAUUUGCCUCUAAAGAUAAGUGUCCAAAUUAAGGUUUCUUGUAGCGCGGUCGUUAUAGUGGUGAGUAUUGUUUUCCUUAAAAAAUUUUCUUUGCUUUACAACUAUAAGAUGGUCUGGGAAGUGAACCCUAUAGUUUCGUUGUUCGUUAGGUAGUUAAGCGUCGGGAUAUAAUGAUGGACAAAUACAUCUGUUGAAGUACGGCGUUUUGGGAAGGUUUCCGCUCUGUGUAAAGGACCAGUAAAUUCGCGACUUGCCGCCAAAACCAUUCCGCCUAUCGAUGGCAGAGGCGGCCUAAUACCGAUGUGUAAAGAAAGCGACAGAUUUUCACUAUUUUCGCUCCAAAUACAGAGGACUAUGAUGUUCAGAUUGGUUCUGCUAUGAUAAUUUUACGUGGUGCAUGUUGUCAGUCGCACUGAUAUCUUUAUAGUUGGUUUAUGGGGUAUCGAUCGCCCUGGUAAAGCUGUUGUGACUUCCUUCUGAAUAGGUAGUGAGACUGGGAUACUGUUUGGUCUGUUGAACUGUCACUCGGGUUUAUAAGGUUAGUGACGAAAAUCUGGUUAAAACUAACAGAUAAUUUAAACAACACCUUCAAAUUGCAUCUAUAUGAAUUUCUUUAAUUUGUUGCCUGUACGUCAGUUGAUUUGAAAAGCUGUACGUUUCUGAAAUUUGAGCGCCAAUCCUCAACCCUUUCGUGCUUUAGUUAGAGGCAAAAUACAUCUUGAAUAGUACAGAUUGAGACCACCAGGUUAGUUAACUGUAAUAGUGCAUAUAUAAAUUGGAACAAAUUAGCUGGAUAUCUAAUAACCGCUGUUCUUUAUCGACUGAGCCAACUACACUUAAUAAUAACAAACUCUUUCUCAUGCUUGUUAAUUGCAAAUGUUCAACAAAAUGUGCACCAACUCAGAUACGUUUGUCGGACUGUUAUAAUAUGACGCUUAACCAGUAGUAGUACCAAGGCUGCUUUUCGCGCAGUUUGAUCUAUUUAAUUGUUUUUGUGAGGACAGAUCAGGCGCUGUUCGAGUGGAUAUUUUCUUAACAAAGGCCCUACUGGAGUGACGACGUAACCUCAUUUUGUGUUAAAAGCUGCUCCAGCGUUGAUAAUGAUAUUCCGUUUUGUGCGUUAAAUAUAAUCUGUUAUUGAAAGUGCAUGAAGAAAAACUAGUGAACUCUCACGCUAAACAAACACACUAAAGUAAAAUCUGUGAAGAUGACAUUAUAACAAGUUAACACAAGAUAAGGCGACAGUGAAAAUAGUUAUGAUUUAUCAGUAAGUGAAUCAAUUGAACGGGUGCUUUUGCUGUGCAAGUUCCAGUUGUAGUUAAAUGUAAAGAUAACAAUAAAAAUAGUAUAACAGAUACUAAAAAAUAUAUAUAAAAUAUGAUUUUUAAAAAAAUCGUUGACAAAAUGCUUUGCUUUACAGAAACUAACAGGCAGAUAUCGCUUAAUUAACGAACAACAUUGACAUUUGGCCGACAGCUUAACCCCUAACAGCCACACCGUCGAGCAGUUGGCCUAAAAAGGCCAAAAAAGAACAUACAGAGUGCAGAAAGAUAGGAAAUGGGGCCCAAGAAGCGCCCUCCUACCGACGAAGAUGAGGAGGUGAUAACCCCAUUGCGUCUCUCGAAGCGGAGACGUCAAGGUGCCGACCUUAGUGAUAUACUCAAUGGCUUUGCAGACUCGCUUAAGGAACUAAAGUGCGAAGAGGAAGACAGGUUCUACCUCGACCCGUUUAUGCGUCUACCGAAGAAACGUUUUAUGGGGGAUUAUUUUGAAGUGGUCAAAGAGCCCAUCGACUUUAGUCGAAUUCAACUUAAAGUUCGCAACGAUGAGUAUGCCUCAAUUGAUGACUUCGUCGCCGACUUCCAGCUGCUCGUCGAUAAUGCGAAGCUAUACUAUAAAAAGGACAGCCAGGAAUAUGCUGACGCUGUCGAGCUGUGGAACCACCUAGAGGAGUUACGUAAGGAGGAACGCGGCGGAAGCGUUGUACCAUCCGAAGGUGAUGCGGACGAAUCACUUGAAGUCGAUCCAAUGGGUGACCAAAUGGCGGAAAUGUUCAGUAUUGUGGUCAAGGCGACGGAUGAAGGCCGUGAGGUAACGGACGUGUUCAAAAUUCUACCAUCGAAGCGGGACUACCCUGAUUAUUACCAAGUGAUAAGCCAACCUAUUGACUUGAAAACAAUUGCGCAAAAUAUUCAAGAAGGUACCUACCAGUCGUUACACGACCUGGAGAAGGAUCUAACUUUGAUGUGUCGAAAUGCAAAAACCUAUAAUGAACCGGGCUCUGAUAUCUACAAGGACGCCGCAUUCCUUCAGAAGUUGAUUAAGAGUACACGCUUCGAAGUGGAGAAUCGUCGUGCUCCCGCUGUAUUUAAACGGGGACGGCGAAGUGUCAUAAAGGCGGCCCACUCACUUGUCGAGAGUAUUGCCAGCCUCGAGGACAGCGAUGCAGAUGACGAAGACGUGGAUGAGGAACAAGAGCUCGAUGACGAUGACGAGGUCGAAGAGGAGGAUGCGGAUAAUGUUGAAGUCGAGGUGAAGGUUCCAAAGCGAAGAGGUCGUAAACCAAAAGCACUUAAGAUGACUGAGGAAGAAGAGGCAGGAGAGGAAGAAGAAGAUGAAGACGAAGACGAAGACGACGACGACGAUGAUGAUGAUGAUGAUGCAGAGGAAGAAGAAGAAGAAGGCAGCGAAAAGGAACCGGAAAUCGACAAGAGUGUUAUCUGGGAUCUGAUCUUAACAAUCAGAAUGUGGCAGAGCAGUAAUCAAAGCGCAUCUACUCCUCUAAUCUCGGAUCAAUUCAUGCGUAUCCCCAGUAAGAAAGCGGCUCCCGAUUAUCAUCAGGAAAUUAGCAAACCAAUGUCAUUCCGAAAGGUCGCUACAAACAUCACUAAACAAAAGUAUAACUACGUAAAGGAGGUUAUUGCCGAUCUCGACCUGAUCUUUAAAAACGCCAAAGUGUACAAUAGGCCGGAUUCGAAGAUCUCCCAGGAUGCAAGUAGCCUUCUCAAAGCUCUACAUGCCAGGGUCAGGGAGCUCCAAGAAACAGUACCGAAUUUCUUGAAGCUUAAAGUCCCUGGAGUUACUGACGCCGAUAUCGAAAAAUCGGAUUUGGUCCUGAAAGGCUGCCGUAAGCUUCGCCCCGAUAAAACUGAAAAUCCGUUGAAGGCUAGGUGUCAUGCACUCUACAAGUCAGUCCUUACUUACGAAGAAGAUGGUCGUACUCUGAUCGACCCAUUCUUGAAAAAGCCCGACCCGGAACAAUAUCCCGACUAUUACGACGUCAUUCAGACUCCGAUAGACAUGCAGGUGGUACAUGAACGCAUCCGUCACCUUCGUUACGCGACCCCUGAAGCGUGUGUAGCAGACCUUCGGCUUAUGUUUGAAAAUUGUCGUACAUACAAUGAGGAAAAUUCUCAGAUUUAUCAGGAUGCCAACACGCUGGAAAAGGUUUUACAGCAAAAGUUAAAAGACCUAGGCCCGUACACGACACCUCCAGACUCGCCUGUUCCGACAACACCGAGGAAAAGCGGUGGAAAGAAAGUGUCUCGAACCAAACUACAGACACUUUACGACAAAGUUUCUAACUACGUAGACAACAAGGGCCGUAACAUAAGUAGAAUCUUUAAUAAAUUACCAUCAAAGCUCGAAUAUCCAGAAUAUUACGACGUCAUCAAGGAACCCAUUGACUUAGAGAUGGUCAAGCAAAAAUGGGGAAGGGGCAGCUACGAGUCCCUCGAUGACAUGCUCCAUGAUUUACUACUUAUGUUUGAUAAUGCAUGUACGUAUAACGAGCCCGACUCACAACUAUACAAAGAUGCCCUUCUUUUGCGUAAAGUGGCACUGCAGACUAAGUUAGAACUAGGUGCGGCGGAUCUCGAGGAUGGUGUGCCCGACAUGAGUGGCAUUGUUCUCGAGCUACUGAGCAAUUUGUUUACUUCGACAUACAAUCACCAGGACGAGAAGACCGGCCGCUGUUAUACUGAUUCGCUGGUCGAAUUCAGCGAAACUGCCGAAUUUGUAGCGGCCGCCGAGGAUGAAGGCGCUCGCGUUCUCAACCUUGACCUAAUCAAACGUGCCAUGGAUCGAGGCAACUAUCGUCGGCUAGACGUUUUUCAACAGGAUAUGUUCACCUUCUUCCGGCGUGCACGUAAAGCGACGAAAAUCGAUUCUACGGUGUGGAAGGAUUCCAUUAUUUUGCAGACGUUCUUUAUCCACUACAGAGAUGAGCUCUGUCAGAAUCGAUUCGAGUCGCCCGCACUUUCGUACACAGAAAAUGAUCUUGCCGAUGAGAUUGACAAAACAAAAGCAGAGAAAACCGUGCAGGAGGCUUCUGAUCAGGAGACACCAAAAGAAAUAACAAAGUCAGCAGCGGCAGACGAUGGUGUCCAGCAAAUGGACGUCAACGGGAUGACGGUGCGUGUCGGCGAUUAUGUGUACGUGCAGCCCCGAGAAAAGGGGAUGGAACCGCACGUCACCAUGAUCGAAAGACUCUACACGGAUGAGAAAGGCCUUCAUUGGCUAUUCGGCACGUGGUUUUACCGGCCGCAUGAGACGUUCCACCUAGCCUCCCGAAAGUUCCUGGCCAAAGAAGUGUUUAAAAGUGACAGUCAUACAAAUACCCUGCUCAACGAGGUUAUGGGCAGAUGUCACGUUAUGUUCGCGAGAGAUUUCUUCACGACGCGUCCCGUAGGCUUUGCCGAUCAGGAUGUAUUCGUCUGCGAAUCGCGCUAUUUCCCGAAAAUGAAACGUUUUCAAAAGAUCAAAGUAUGGCCAUUGAAUGAUGAAAUUAAAUAUGUUCCCCGCGAAAAGCCCCUCGAGGCCAUUCGAGUGCCUUCGAUUUUCCGGAAAAAAGAUUCAGACGAUGAGAAGACUCAGGACGGCAAGGAUGGGUUGAAACGAGAGAGUGAUGACGAUUCCAAGGAGCUCAUCAUGCCCGCCUUACCUUUGCAGGACGACUAUCGCCCCUGUGACAGGGUCAUGCCUGACGUUAUGUUGCCGACCCCGUCCGGAGACGACAAUGAAAACACGUAUUAUGAGCAAAUCACCUUUUCUGGUGGAACGUACCGUACUGGCGACUGCGUCUAUGUACGUACAGAAACUGAUAACCUGAUGGCUCGCAUUGAGAAAAUGUGGACCGAUAAUAUGGGUGUGGGCUUUUUUCAUGGACCGUGGUUCGUCACACCAAAGGAGAUACAUGCCUCGGGUGCAGCUCCAGGUAGACAGUUCUUCCGACAAGAAGUCUUCCUAUCAUCAAUUGAAGAUACUAACCCGCUUCUUGCGAUCACGGGAAGAUGUCACGUAAUGGACCUUGAGGAAUACAUGAGCAAUCGACCGACAGAGAUUCCUGAGGAGGAUAUCUACGUGUGCGAAAAUGCCUACAACGAAGGCGACAAAGUAAUCACUCGCCUUGAGCACGGCUUACGGAAAAUUCUUCAUUCGGAUGCGGUACUUGUUGAUGAAGUGUAUACGCUUCGGCGGCCGCCGCGACUUGCUCGAGAAAGCUUCCCGUUUGUGCCGAAAACCUCUCAACAGGAGCCUGUCACAUCUGCACCACCUAAGCCGACUCCGUCUGCUGUGCCAGUUCCACCCAAUGCAAGCAAUCCUGCGUCGACAAGGGCGCCCCCACCCGGGUUAAUCAGUGACAACGAGGACAGUAAUGACCUAUCGGUUCGGGAUGAAACAUCGAAUCAUUCGACGUCGCAAAUGUCGAUGUCAACGUCAGCAUCACAACCGCAGGCAGCCACUCCCUUGUCGACAAAACAGAAGCUGGUUAGCAAGGUGAAACAAAUGCGAAUCAGCGGCUACAUCGUCUACUCGACCGAGCGAAGAAAGGAGAUCACGGUAGAAAACCCCGACCGCUCGUUUGGCGAACUCUCGCGAAUGCUCGGUAACGAAUGGAAAGAGUUGCCACCAGAAACAAAAGCGCUUUACGAGGAAAAAGCAGCUAAGCAAAAUGAAAUCAACAAAAUAAAGCACGCGGAAAUGUUCAACGUAAAUAACAGCAUUGCGUAUACGGAACGAACUGCCGCUGACCUUCUAAAAGUGUUUGAAUGCCACUGGGACAACUGCGAUUAUCAGUUUGAGGAUCAGGACGAUCUCACAUAUCAUCUGACUCACGAUCCUUCAGGUCAUAUUUAUCAGACAUUCAUUAAACUCAAUGAAAGUGUCAACUUCCAGUGUCGUUGGCUGAUGUGCGGUCGUGUGAAGAAAAGCCAGCCCCCGUUCAACACGAUUCCGAAGCUGCUUAAACACGUCAAAGACGUACACGUAAAGACGUCGCAGCGGACGAUUCUGCCUGAACAAAAGACCAGGAAUUUCUGCACCAGACGACUUCAACAUCAGCAAAAUGCGACGCCUGGAGGACCGAUGCAUCCGGGUGUCCAUCCCGUCUCUCAUCCGGGCCUGCCCGGACAAAUGGUGCACAUUUCGGUACAAGGCCACCAUCCAGGUCAGAUUAUGUCGCAGCAGCAAAUCCACAUGACCGCCCCUCCAGGUCACGGAGGCAUAGGGAUGCAAGUACCCCCCGGGUCAUCCGUGCACGGUGGCAUGCAAACUCAACAGCACAUGCAGUAUCCUCACCAUCAACACUAUCCAGGCGGCCCCGGGGCUCAGCAAGGGGCGGCCCAUCCGCCAAAUGCUGGCUCACACCAUCCGGGACAUACCGGCGCCCCUGGCUCAGCACAAAUGCACCCUAGCCAUCCUGCCGCUGGCUAUGCUGCCCAUCCGGGCUACCCACAUGGUACAGUGCCCCCUCAUUUUGCCAUUCCUGGACCACCUCCCAUGCAUAACGGCGCACAUGCCCACGGGCAUGGUCCAUCAAUGUCUGUUUCGCCGGUGGCCGCUGCUCGUCCAGUCGUUGCCGAGCCUUUGUUCGUCGCCCCGCCACCGAAGCCCCACAAACUGCUUCACACAUUUGCUUAUAUAAAAUACAUUGAAGGUCUCAACCAGGAAGGACAGAAAACCGUAUCCAACUGGGAUCAGCAGCUCAAAGCAACCCGUGACAAUACAUCACCGCCAGCAUCGCAUAACGGUCCCCAACAGCUGCCCAUGCAUUGGCUAGCGAACGGAGCAGGUCUUCACGGAAGUGCAGUUAACGCACUUUGGGCGUUGCGUGACUUUAUGCUCAAGGACGCCCUUAAUAUCAACCACAUCGAUUAGGUGUCGCUAUUAAAUCGAUUGCCUUCCAAUGAUCUUCAUUUGGGUGUGUUGAAACAAAUUCCAUUGUCUUAAUGUGACAGUAAUACGACUGCGGUGCGCUAAGAGUCAAUAUAAAAAGAAGGCGCAGCCUGCGGAUUAAUUAGGUGAUGGCAACCUACAAUCGAUUAUAUGUUAACCUGGUCAUUCGACUAGUCGUUACGAAUGAAACGUUGUGUCAUCGGACUGAUUAUCUGUCCAAGCUGAAUGGCACACCAUAGUCAAAGGCUAUCUCAUGGUGAAUUAUAAAUAAUCAUUUGUAGACGGACAACGAUGAGGAGUGAGCGCUUAUGAUGGACAUCAAAUAAUACAAAAUAAUUAUUAUAAUGUUGAUGUUUCUUAAAUGGAGAUCCACUAAAAGUAUGAUAGGUGGACAUUAUUAUAUAUACUUGUACGACAUAUAUAUACAUAUAUAUUGUGCAUAUAUUGAUGUGAGAAAGAGAGACUCAUUUAGAAACAAAUGCGAUAACAUUGACAUGGCACAACUGAAAAAACUAUUGACAGCUGAUUUAUUCCUGGCACGAAUGGUUAUUUUUUUCUUGUUUCUUUUUGUGGGGCAGACCCGGUCUGCACAGGAUGGGUGUGCUACAAGUUUGUUAGACAAUGGCAUUUUUCUUUACUUCAGUAGUACUUUUUUAAAAAUGAAAGGGCCAAAUUUCAAAAUAUUUGAGACAGUAGCUGUCACUAUAAACCAUGCACUAUGAAAUGAUGUUUCGAGUCUUGGCGUCCCGAGCUGUCUACGGAUGCACAGAAUGGGUCAGAGCAAAUAAAAAUAGUGAGUUUUUGACUGUGGUUUCUGAUGACGGGUGAUCGACAUCUGUGAGACCUGAUGAAGUAUCCAAUAGCGCGAACCCGCGAAAAAAGUAACUCAUUCUAGUUUCCAGUGCCGACUACCCUUCACUAAAUAAGUCCGUCACUUUAAAGACAUUUUCUUAAUUUUUGGAAAUGUAGGGUAUCUUUACGCCAUUGUAAAGAGAUACCGUUCUGGAAAAUCAGGAAGUAAGAGGUAAAAUGUCUUAAUUUCAAUGAAACUUUGCAACAGUUACAUUUGUUUUUGUGUUAGUCAAGUCUAUAGGCGGGGACAGUGCUUAUAGGCAGUGUUCAAUAAGCUAAAAAACGUGUUUUAAAUGGUGCAUACGUAAAACAAAUGACCAAGAUAAAUAUUUUGUCAAAGACCAUACUGCGAAGCACGGUCUCCGUUUGUAAAGAACAGUGGCGGAUGAAUUGUAAAGACCGAAAAUACUCCAGCCACUGCAAAUUAUAAACAAAAUUAAUUGUUCGACCAAUUUAAAGCAGUAACCAAUGUGGAAGAGGUCUUUGGCUCUGUAUGUGAAGAGAUAUUCUCGUUGAAAUACCAAUGAAUACGGUCACGAAUAUUGUAGCAACAUUUUGCGGUAGCAAGUAUCUUGCUUAUCUAUUUGUGCUCUAUAUAUUCACAUAUACGGAUACAAUUAAAGAGACGAGACAAUAUUAAAAGAUGAAGAAAAAGCUAAAGUUCUACCGGAAUGUAAUUAAAUUAUGUACAAUAAAUGCGCAAUGAAAAGAGAUAAUUAAUAAUCAUUAUCAUAAUAAUAGUAAUAACAAAAGAAACAGAUAGUUGAAGCAAAUGAGAUCGAAUCGGUAAUUUAUAGAAACAUGCAUAUUUUACGAAACAAAACAGUGAAAUCGAAGAUACCGUAGUGUAUAAAAUACAAUUGUUUUUAAUUGGAAGCUGGUACACUGUAUUACGGCCAUUGCUACCGUUCGUAAGAACAGUUUUUUUAUAACAAAUUAUUUAUGUUGCGUUGAAACAGUCCAUAAUAAUUACGGAGGUACUCAUUGAAGACAUUACAAUAGAAACACCACUACAGAUACAUUAUGUAAAAAAAUUACAUUAUCGGGUAUAUAUUGAUAAUUAAUAUAUUAGACUUCUUCAUCGACAAAUACAGUAAGAUACAUUAUAUCACAAACACACAGAAAUUAGUUUAGUAGUAGCAACUCAG
Messenger RNA from Varroa destructor (honeybee mite), 9735 nucleotides. It is a transcript of the gene polybromo, whose product is annotated as protein polybromo. The record is from RefSeq and is a predicted model, not a curated record. Gene Ontology annotation, molecular function: protein binding; chromatin binding. NCBI's taxonomy places the organism in Eukaryota, Metazoa, Arthropoda, Arachnida, Mesostigmata, Varroidae. Gene Ontology annotation, cellular component: RSC-type complex. Gene Ontology annotation, biological process: transcription elongation by RNA polymerase II; chromatin remodeling.